Messenger RNA from Elgaria multicarinata webbii, 3512 nucleotides. RefSeq names its product frizzled class receptor 9 (gene FZD9). Gene Ontology annotation, cellular component: plasma membrane. The record is from RefSeq and is a predicted model, not a curated record. The coding region runs from base 1 to 3423 and encodes 1140 amino acids. Lineage: Eukaryota; Metazoa; Chordata; Lepidosauria; Squamata; Anguidae. Gene Ontology annotation, molecular function: Wnt-protein binding; Wnt receptor activity. Gene Ontology annotation, biological process: non-canonical Wnt signaling pathway; canonical Wnt signaling pathway. The transcript is spliced from 11 exons.
AUGCAGGCCGAGGCCAGCCUCUGGGCGGGAGGGAGGACGUGGGGGCAGGCGGAGAAAGAAGGAUCUGUGCUGAACCCCACUCCAGGCCCUGCUUCCACUGCCGGACCAGCGCCUGAGCUGGAGGAGGAGGAGGAGGAAGAGAGCCAGACCUUGCCUAGUUUCAACGUGCCCGCACAGCCCAAGCAAGAUGCCACAGAGAAGGUCGUUGCUGUGAGCAGCCUCGUGUGCUGGGCCUGGAAUGCGUGGGUGAGACGUCAGCUGCGGGGGAAGAAAAACACCGCACUUUCCAGGGAGCCGGGUGAGAAGAAAAACAAGGGAGAAGCCGAGGGGGCCAGCCCGCCAGGAGUGGCGCCCGAGUGGAAACCCCUGCGUUCAACCCAGGGAGAGUCUGACGUGGAUGAUUAUGAGUCGUUCUCAAUGGAUAAACCAGCGCUUCAACGCUUCUGGGGUCAGAUGAAAAGGCCAGGGUCGCUGAAGGCAGGUGGGCCUUGGGGAAGCGCCAGGCUCUCGCGUCUGAACGCCCAGUGUGGAGCUUUGCCUCAGUGUCUCGGAGAGCCUCCGGCCUCCGUUCCCAAGCCCAGCCGGCUGGAAGAAAGGGAGGAAGGCAGCAGCUACACGGGCCUGGCAAAGCGAGAGCGGAUGAGGUGCAAGGGCCACGGCUCAGUGCGCGUGGGGCUGCUGGGCCCCUGCUCUCACCUUGUGCUCAGCCGUGACCCUCCGGGCAACCCACGUUGGCCUGAGCCCCACAGCCUGGGCUCCAAGCCUCCCCUUGCAGGGGGCAGCUGGGCCCGAGAGGUGCUUGCUGCUGCUGCUGUCACAGCCAGGGCUGCCUCCGCAAGAGGCACCUUGCCCUUGGUGCCUUCCCUGCUGCCCUUGAGAAAGCCCACGGCCAACGCCUUUACUGCGGCAGGAACUUUGUCACAUGGGCCCUCGCCCACGAAAGCGUGUGCCGUUGUGGACACGCAGGCCUUUAAGGCGACGACUCCGCUGUCUCAGCAGAAUGUGGAGCUGCAGCUCCGUGUGGAGACGAGCCGGGCCGGAGGGCGGGCGCCCAAAGGGUUCCAGAGUUCCCAGGGAGCGCCGGGGGUCGCUGGGGGUCUGAGCACCCUCACCAGUGCUGUAGGGGAAACGCAGCUCGCAAGGCCGAAAACCGGCGGGGAGAGGGGGGAGGCUUUGGGAACGUCAGAAACGUUGGGCAAAGUCAGCGCUUCCGCGGCGCCCUGCCCACGUUCGGCUCCGGAAGCUGCUGGGCGCGCUCCUCUGAGGAUGUGCAGAGCGCCGAGCUGGCGAGCGAGCCGGGCUGGCCAGGGCAGCCCCCCAGCGGUGGCUCCAGUCCGCCUGCUGCGCCCGCCCCGCCCCUCCCCGCCCCGCGCGGGGUGUGUCCCUCCGGCGCCGCCUCCCGGGGGUGUAGGCGGGCUGCAGCGCGGCGGCGGCGGCGGCAGCAGCAGCGUCGCCCGCGAGCGGAGCGUCGCCCGCGGCAGAGGCGCAGGGGAGCCGGAGCCGGAGCCGCUGCUGCUGCGGACGGGGCGCCAUGCGGCGGCGGCGGCGCAGCUAGCGGCGGCGGGGAGCGUGGGCGCCAUGCGGCGUGAGCUGCGGGCCGCGCUGCCGUUUAUGCUGCUGCUGCUGCUGGCGGCGGCGGCGGCGUCCGGGCGGGCGCUGGAGCUGCUGGGCGGUGGCGGCGGCGCUUUCGAGGCGGAGCGCGUCGGGGGCGGCGGCGGGCGCUGCCAGCCCAUCGAGAUCCCCAUGUGCCAGGGCAUCGGCUACAACCUGACCCGCAUGCCCAACCUGCUGGGCCACGGGCACCAGCGCGAGGCGGCGCUCAAGCUGCACGAGUUCGCGCCGCUGGUGGCCUACGGCUGCCACGGCCACCUGCGCUUCUUCCUGUGCUCGCUCUACGCGCCCAUGUGCACCGACCAGGUCUCCAGCAGCAUCCCGGCCUGCCGGCCCAUGUGCGAGCAGGCCCGCCAGCGCUGCGCGCCCAUCAUGGCGCACUUCCACUUCGGCUGGCCCGAGGCCCUGGACUGCGCCCGGCUGCCCACGCGCAACGACCCGCACGCGCUCUGCAUGGAGGCGCCCGAGAACGCCACCACCGCCGAGCCCCAGCGCGGCGGCCAGGGCAUGCUGCCCGUGGCGCCCCGGCCCGCCCGGCCCGCGGGCUCCGGCCCCGGCGGCGAGGAGGAGGAGGAGGAAGAGGAGGCGGGGGGCCGGCCGGGCGGGGGCGCCUCGCCCUCCUCGGGCUGCGCGAACGGGGACAAGUUCCAGUACGUGGCCAAGAGCCUGUCGUGCGCGCCCCGCUGCUCGCCCGGCGUGGACGUCUUCUGGUCGCGGCGGGACAAGGACUUCGCCUUCAUCUGGAUGGCCGUGUGGUCCACGCUGUGCUUCGUCUCCACCGCCUUCACGGUGCUGACCUUCCUGCUGGAGCCGCAGCGCUUCCAGUACCCCGAGCGGCCCAUCAUUUUCCUCUCCAUGUGCUACAACGUCUACUCCGUGGCCUUCCUCAUCCGCUCGGUGGCCGGCGCCGAGAACAUCGCCUGCGACCGGCAGGACGGCCAGCUCUACGUCAUCCAGGAGGGGCUGGAGAGCACCGGCUGCACCCUGGUCUUCCUCCUGCUCUACUACUUCGGCAUGGCCAGCUCCCUGUGGUGGGUGGUGCUGACCCUGACCUGGUUCCUGGCCGCCGGCAAGAAGUGGGGCCACGAAGCCAUCGAGGCCCACAGCAGCUACUUCCACGUGGCGGCCUGGGGCGUGCCGGCCCUGAAGACCAUCGUGGCCCUCACCAUGCGGAAGGUGGCGGGGGACGAGCUGACGGGGCUGUGCUACGUGGGCAGCCGGGACGGGGCCGCCCUGACCGGCUUCAUCCUCGUGCCGCUCUCCUGCUACCUGGUCGUGGGCACCUCCUUCAUCCUGACGGGCUUCGUGGCCCUCUUCCACAUCCGCAAGGUCAUGAAGACGGGCGGCACCAACACGGAGAAGCUGGAGAAGCUCAUGGUGAGGAUUGGCGUCUUCUCCAUCCUCUACACCGUGCCGGCCACCUGCGUCAUCGUCUGCUACUUCUACGAGCGGCUGAACGUGGAUUACUGGAACCUGCGGGCCGUGGAGCAGGGCUGCCUGGCCUUCCCGGGCCGCCAUCGCCACCGCAGCCCGGACUGCUCCCUGGAGGCCUCCGUGCCCACCAUGGCCAUCUUCAUGCUCAAGAUCUUCAUGUCCCUGGUGGUGGGCAUCACCAGCGGCGUGUGGGUGUGGAGCUCCAAGACGCUGCAGACCUGGCAGAGCCUGUGCAACAGGAAGCUGGGCGUGAGGACUAGGGGGAAGGCCUGCAGCGGGGUGGCCUGUGCCGGGGCCCACUGCCACUUCAAAGCCCCCGCCGUGAUGCUGCACAUGACCAAGGCGGACCCUUACCUGGACAACCCCACGCAUGUCUGAGGAGGAGGGAGGCGGGGGACGGGGACGCUGUCGUCUUCUGCAGCAGCAGCUUCAGCAAAGAGCGAGCAGCUGGCAGGAGCAAAUGCUGG